UUAACUCACAUUAGUAAAAUCUUUGUUGUGUUAUCAGCGCCAUCACAGCGAUGACAAAUUGAAUUAGGUGUUCAAUUGAAAUGCGUUUGUUUACAACUAGAACGAAGUAUCUGAUGUUAAUUGAUUGUAAAAAAAGCCGACUGAAUCUAUUUUAAAGAAAAUGAGUACAAAAUCUGGUGGCGAUGCUGAUCCAAUGAAUGAAGAAUACACGGGAAGUGUAACAGAGGUUGGAGCCCAAGCUGUUUGGAGUCUGUCAUCAUGUAAACCAGGUUUUGGUGUGGAGCAAUUACGUGAUAAUUGCAUGGAUACAUAUUGGCAAUCAGAUGGUCAAUUGCCGCAUUUGGUGAAUAUUCAAUUUCAACGUAAAACAGCUGUCAAUCAAAUAUACAUUUAUACAGAUUACAAAUUGGACGAAAGUUACACACCGAGCCGCAUAUCAAUACGAUCUGGGACGCAUUUUAAUGAUUUACAAGAAAUAGAAAUUGUCGACUUGGUCGAACCGACAGGUUGGGUGCAAAUUCCAAUCAAGGAUGUUCGCAAUAAUCCAAUUCGAACAUUUAUGAUUCAAAUAGCCGUCAUUUCAAAUCAUCAAAAUGGCCGUGAUACCCAUAUGAGACAAAUUCGAAUACAUUCACCGAUCGAAGGUCGUAAAUAUCUAUUGGAAGGAUUAGGGAAAUUUACAUCGGUCGAAUUUCAACAAUUUAGCACGAUUCGCUAAUUGUCAUCAUCAUCAUCAUCAAUGGCCAAAAAAUUAAUUUAAUUUGAGAUUCGCUCGUUGUUGAAUUGUAAUUUUUUUUUUUUAAUUAAAAACAUAAUGAAUAUUAAAACAUAAGAGUGCUGUCAUGUAUCUCAGCUCUGAACGAA
Molecule: messenger RNA, 864 nt
Organism: Contarinia nasturtii (swede midge)
Lineage: Eukaryota; Metazoa; Arthropoda; Insecta; Diptera; Cecidomyiidae
Gene: APC10
Product: anaphase-promoting complex subunit 10
Exons: 3
Coding region: 161-718 (185 amino acids)
Biological process (GO): anaphase-promoting complex-dependent catabolic process; protein K11-linked ubiquitination
Cellular component (GO): anaphase-promoting complex
Source: RefSeq, a predicted model, not a curated record